CCUGGCUACCUCAUCUUUGCAAAUUCACCAACCUCACUAUUCCACUUAUCCACUAUACUCCAUAUUACCUAUACAGCACAAGAUUCCACAUGGCGGUAUACUGGCUUCUCUCGGUCCCGGCGCACGGCGACGGCCACAUUGCCUGGCGCGAUGUAAAGUCAAAGGUGGUCGAUUCCGAGCUCUACGACUUUUCUCUGCCGCAGUUCCGGAUCGGGACCCUGGAUGCCCUGGUGCGUCUCUCGGACGAGCUAAGCAAGUUCGACACCUCGUACGAGUCGAUGACGGGCAAGCUGCUCGACACCCUGCGCAACCUGACGUCAGCGAGCAACGCUGAGCUGUCCUCGCUGGUGACCGUCGACGACAAGACCGUCGACCAGUACCUGAAGACCUUUUCGUGGAACACGUCGAAAUACCGCGCCGACCGCUCGCUGGUCGAGAUAGUCGACCAGAUCGCCGAAGACAUGGGGGCAAUUGACGCAGCGCUGAAAACGAAGCUGACGCAGUACAAUGCGAUCAAGAACUCGCUGGCCACAGUCAAGCGCAAGCAGACAGGCAAUCUCUCGGUCAAGGCCCUGGGCGGCAUAGUGAGGCGCGAGCACUGCCUGGUGGGCUCGGACUACCUGCAGACCGUGUUUGUGGCCGUGCCCAGGACCCUGACCAAGCAGUGGCGGAACUCGUACGAGCGCCUGACCGACAUGGUCGUCCCGCGGUCCUCGCAGCUGAUCGCUGAGGACUCCGAAUACUCGCUGUUCUCGGCCAUUGUGUUUAAGCGCGCGCGCGACGCCAGGUUCAUUGUGCGUGACUUUGAGUUCGACGAGCAGCAGCUCGAGCAGGACCGCCUGCACGCCAUGGAGAUUGUCGAGCAGGAGGAGGAGCUAUUGGCGAACAUCUCCGAGUGGUGCAAGGGCAGCUUCUCCGACGUGUUCGCGGCCUGGGUCCACAUCAAGGCCCUCAGGGUCUUUGUCGAGAGCAUCCUGCGGUACGGUAUUCCCCCGGAUUUCCUGCCCCUGCUUGUCAAGCCGAACCCGAAGCAGGCUGGCAAGAUUAAGCAGAGCCUCAGCGAUUUCUACGCAUACCUAGAGACCAGCUCCAGGGUCUCUCAGCGCGCUGGCAAGGGCGGAAAGAAGGAGGAUGCGUUUGAUAUGCACGAAUUCCAGAGCAUUUUGAGUGACUUUACUCCCUUCGUGUUCCUUUGAACUGCCGUGGACUUUCCUGGACGCCGAGCACUAAUCCAGUUUAUAUCUUUUUUGAGGUCCUAAUACAUCAUCACAAACAUGCUGGUU
Molecule: messenger RNA, 1283 nt
Organism: Linderina pennispora
Lineage: Eukaryota; Fungi; Kickxellomycota; Kickxellomycetes; Kickxellales; Kickxellaceae
Product: ATPase V1 complex subunit C
Exons: 2
Coding region: 90-1196 (368 amino acids)
Biological process (GO): proton transmembrane transport
Cellular component (GO): vacuolar proton-transporting V-type ATPase, V1 domain
Molecular function (GO): proton-transporting ATPase activity, rotational mechanism
Source: RefSeq, a predicted model, not a curated record